AUGACGCAAGUUCUCCUACACACAUCGGUGGCGAACUGCGGUUCCCGAACUCUCGCACCUAUCUUUGAUCUGGGCCUUACGGCCCAGCCAUGGUUGACUCAGACGCCUCAGAGCGUUGAGAACCAAAUAGAAUCGCUCGACAGCGCCGUUCAUCGCCAAGCAUGUAUAAUCAAAAGGCUCUCAACUCCUCGAAGCAUUUGGUAUCUUGCAUGCAUCACGGUGCCUAAUCCUUCAGAGCCGGAGCUACGCCAAAGCUCCAAUCAAGAUAUCGAGCGGCUGUCCGACUUCCGGCUCAUCCACAUCAAGGCAUCCAUCAUCCACGUAGAUAUGAGAGAUCGGGACGAGGUGGCCUUCAAGCUGACCACCGAAUCAAUAAACUCCCUUGUUGAGUACUACGAAAGAUCCCACCGUGUUGGUCCCGUGGCGAAGACGCAUGAGCGGUCUAGGAAUGAUCGAGUGCGGAUUAAGGUGUGUAACGACUUUACACGAGCCAUCAAAGAGUUCGUGUACCGUACACAUGUCUACGCUUUGGAAGGACUCGAAAAGAACGGCGCCGGCGAGUUGCUUGUCAAUGAUAGUGAAAAGGUGAAGGAAAUCAUUCUGAGCAUGAUGUAA
Messenger RNA from Colletotrichum abscissum, 615 nucleotides. RefSeq lists its product as uncharacterized. Lineage: Eukaryota; Fungi; Ascomycota; Sordariomycetes; Glomerellales; Glomerellaceae. Bases 1 to 615 code for a protein of 204 amino acids. The transcript has a single exon. The record is from RefSeq and is a predicted model, not a curated record.